AUGAAGUCUACAACAAUUGAAGAAGUUGAAAUGUCAGAUUCUUUAAUUAAAAGUAAAAUAUACGAUGAAUCAUCUAUACUUUCAGAGAUUAAAUACAAUAUUCACCUUUUAGAGCAAGCAGUGGAACAAUUUGAACCAUAUUUAAUUUCAAAAGUAUUACGAACAACAUUAUCCUUAAGAAAGCAUUGGAAUGUCGAAAUUUUAAAAAAAAUAAUAAAAAGUGUAUAUUUUCAGAAAGAAAAAACUCUAAACUAUCUUUUAAAUGUUAUAGAGACAGAACCCAAUAAUAUGGAUUUAGUUGAUUUCAAAGAAAAAGAUAAAGACAUAUUGCCUGAAGUAGACAUUUACAUUCAUUUAAUUAUACAAUUCUAUUUAUUAGAUACAAAAGAAUAUGAAAAGGGAGCUAUUUUUUCUCAGCAACUUAUUGAAAAGCUCAAAACGUUUAAUCGUCGAUCAAUGGAUAAAAUUUCAGCAAAAGUUUACUUUUAUUACUCAUAUUUUUUCGAAAUUCAGGGAAAGCUUUCAGAAAUCAGACCAAUUAUUUUAACAACACAAAGAACAGCAACAUUGCGGCAUGAUAAUGAAACUACCUCAAUGACGAUAAUUCUUCUACUGCGCAAUUAUCUUCAUUAUAAUUUAUAUAACCAAGCAGAUCGUUUAGUGUCAAAGAUAACCUUUCCUGAAUCAGCAUCAAAUAACCUUAUUGUACGAUAUUUAUAUUAUUUAGGAAGAAUUAGAGCUAUCCAGCUAGACUAUACCUCAGCACACUCUCAUCUGGUAGGUGCAAUUCGCAAAGCACCUCAAGGAACGACUGCAGCAGGCUUCCUUCAAGCAGCACAUAAGUUAAACAUUAUUGUUGAUUUACUAAUGGGCGGCAUCCCAGAAAGAUCUAUUUUUAGACAGCCUAUGUUAGAAAAGGCCCUCAUUCCAUAUCUACAAAUUGUUCAAGCUGUACGAAAAGGCGAUAUUACGCUUUUUACAGAUGCAUUUAACAAACAUGGAAAUAAAUUUCAUUUAGAUGGAACAUCUAGCCUUAUACUAAGAUUGCAUCAAAAUGUACUUAGAACAGGCAUACGAAUGAUGUCUAUUAGUUACUCACGAAUAUCAUUACGUGAUAUAUGUCUCAAACUCCAUCUCGAUUCUGAAGAAUCUGCUGAAUAUAUGGUUGCAAAAGCUAUUCGUGACGGAGUAAUUGAAGCAAGUUUAGAACAUGAAAAAGGAUACAUGCAAAGCAAAGAAAUCCUCGAUAUUUACUCAACGCAUGAACCACAAAUCGCAUUUCAUGAUCGAAUCUUAUUUUGUUUAAAUCUCCAUGCGUCAAACAUCAAAGCAAUGAGAUUCCCUAUGAAUACUCACAAACUCGAAAUUGAAAAUGCCGAAUUUGCACGCAAACGCAUCGAAAAUCAAAUCGUAGAAGCAGAAGAAGAUUUUCUUGAUUAG
Pneumocystis jirovecii RU7 is the source of this 1440-nucleotide messenger RNA. Its product is annotated as proteasome regulatory particle lid subunit RPN3. Gene Ontology annotation, molecular function: enzyme regulator activity. Bases 1 to 1440 code for a protein of 479 amino acids. The record is from RefSeq and is a predicted model, not a curated record. Gene Ontology annotation, biological process: regulation of protein catabolic process; ubiquitin-dependent protein catabolic process. The transcript is spliced from 6 exons. Lineage: Eukaryota; Fungi; Ascomycota; Pneumocystomycetes; Pneumocystales; Pneumocystaceae. Gene Ontology annotation, cellular component: proteasome regulatory particle, lid subcomplex; proteasome complex.